AUGUCCUGCUCCAGCCUGUGUGCCCCUUGCGGCUUGGCCUCCACUUGCCCUCUGGCUGACACCUGCAACGAGCCCUGCGUGAGGCAGUGCCCCGACACCACGGUGGUCAUCCAGCCCCCGGUCUCGGUGGUCACCUUCCCCGGGCCCAUCCUCAGCUCCUUCCCUCAGCACAGCUCCGUGGGCUCGGCAGGAGCUCCCUACGUCGGAGGCGGCUCUGGUGGCUCCUAUGGGGGCCGUGGGGGCUAUGGGGGCUAUGGAGGCCACGGGGGCUAUGGAGGCUACGGUAGCUAUGGUGGGGGCUAUGGGGGCUGUGGGGGCUAUGGUGGGGGCUAUGGUGGUGGCUAUGGGGGUUAUGGGGGCUGUGGGGGCUAUGGCCGCGGUUCCAGGUCCUAUGGAGGAGUCCCAUGGAACGAAGCUGACUGGGAUGUGAAACUUCCAGCCUCGCCUCCCUCCAGCCCCAAGAUGACUUUCUGCUACCAGCGGCAGUGUGAGGAUUCCUGCUACUCCCCCUGCAGCUACGGCACCGUGUUCAGCUCCCGCAGCUACGACUGCGGCAGCCCCUGCGGCUACCAGGGCUACUACGGGAGGCUGUGUGGCUACCGCGACUGCUGCCCCUCCUUCAGCCCCCGCUACUGCUCGCCCUACUCCUCCCGCUACUACCAGAGAUACUCCUACGGCAGCUGCUACCCCUGCUACCAGUGCUGAGCAGGAAAACCCCCCAA
Poecile atricapillus (Black-capped chickadee) is the source of this 722-nucleotide messenger RNA. Its product is annotated as claw keratin-like. Lineage: Eukaryota; Metazoa; Chordata; Aves; Passeriformes; Paridae. The coding region runs from base 1 to 705 and encodes 234 amino acids. The record is from RefSeq and is a predicted model, not a curated record. Gene Ontology annotation, molecular function: structural constituent of cytoskeleton. The transcript has 3 exons. Gene Ontology annotation, cellular component: intermediate filament.